CAGGUUAUGCUUUGAUUCAACUUGUCAAAUUUAUGAGUCUGGUGACCGAGUCUGCUGCAGCAGUGUUAAAAGAAGGCAUUGUGCAUAAGGAAUUACUUCAAUUAUAUGGAAAGGUGCGUGUUGGGGUUUUUCCCGAGGUGCUUAUGUGGUAAUAGUCUAUUUCCUGUAUAUUGAGGUGACAUUUGAAUAAGAUGGCACGGGGAAGGAUAAGGGCAAAGCUCCGGAGGAGCAGUCUAUACACAUUUGGAUGUUACCGGCCGCAUCUUGACGAGGCAGAGGAGCCACAUCUAUUCCAAGGCCCUGGAUAUUCGCGAACGGUUUACUGCAACCAGCCUCAUCUCCACCAAACGAAACCUCUUAAGUACAGCUCAAAUUAUAUAUCAACCACAAAGUACAAUGUCAUUACAUUCCUGCCCAAGGCCAUCUUUGAACAAUUUCGUCGUGUUGCCAAUGUGUACUUCCUUCUAGCUGCUAUUCUCUCAUUCUCCCCCAUUGCACCGUUCUCAGCUAUCAGUAUGGUUGCUCCUCUGGCCCUUGUGCUUGGGAUCAGUAUGGCAAAGGAAGCUUUGGAAGAUUGGCGCAGAUUUGUGCAGGAUAUGAAGGUAAAUCUGAGUAAGACUAGUGUUCUUAAAAAGGAUGGUCUGUUUGGUUAUAAGCCGUGGAUGAAGAUUCGGGUUGGAGACGUGGUGAAAGUGGUAAAGGAUCAAUUCUUUCCUGCAGAUUUGCUUCUUUUGUCGUCUAGUUAUGAGGAUGGGAUAUGUUAUGUGGAGACUAUGAACUUAGAUGGAGAGACAAACCUGAAGGUAAAAAGAGCUUUGGAGGUAACUUUGCCCUUGGAUGACGAUGUAGCUUUUAAGGAUUUCACUGGAACGAUCAGAUGUGAAGACCCCAAUCCUAACCUCUACACUUUUGUAGGUAAUCUUGAAUAUGAUCGUCAGGUUUAUCCUCUCGAUCCUGGUCAGAUUCUCCUUAGAGAUUCAAAGCUUAGGAAUACAGGUUAUGUGUAUGGAGUGGUUAUAUUCACGGGCCAAGAUAGCAAAGUCAUGCAAAAUGCUACAAAGUCUCCUUCAAAAAGGAGCAGGAUUGAAAAACAGAUGGACAGAAUCAUUUACAUCCUUUUCAGCCUCCUUGUGUUGAUUUCAUUGAUCAGCUCAAUAGGAUUUACUGUUAAGACAAAAUACCAGAUGCCAGACUGGUGGUACUUGCAAGCCCCGGAUGACCAAAAUCUCUACAACCCGUACAAGCCAACCUUGUCGGCCAUUUAUCAUCUGGUCACUGCUCUUAUCCUUUAUGGAUAUUUAAUACCCAUCUCACUCUAUGUUUCAAUUGAGGCCGUAAAAUUCCUGCAAGCAUUGUUCAUUAACCAGGACAUACACAUGUAUGAUGAAGAGAGUGGAACUCCUGCUCAAGCUCGGACGUCCAAUUUAAACGAGGAAUUAGGCCAGAUUAGCACAAUCCUCUCUGAUAAAACUGGCACUUUGACAUGCAACCAAAUGGACUUCCUCAAGUGCUCCAUUGCUGGCACUGCAUAUGGCAAGCGUGCCAGUGAUGUAGAACUUGCUGCUGCAAAGCAGAUGGCUAUGGACCUUGAUGGGCAGGAACCACAGACGUCAAACAACCCCAUCCCUAGCAAUGGUGGACAUGUUUUACAGGAGAAUGGUGGACAUGGAUUUGGGGUGUCAGAAAUUGAACUGGAGACUGUCGUUACUUCUAGAGAUGAAAAGGACCAUAGACCUGUGAUAAAGGGCUUUAGCUUUGAAGAUAGCCGCCUCAUGAAUGGAAAUUGGUCAAAAGAGCCCAAUGCGGACAUCAUUUUGCUAUUUUUCCGGAUAAUUGCACUUUGCCACACUGCAAUUCCUGAGGUCAAUGAAGAGACAGGCAGCUUUAACUAUGAAGCAGAGUCACCAGAUGAAGGAGCUUUUCUUGUUGCAGCAAGAGAGUUUGGCUUUGAGUUUUGUAAAAGAACUCAAUCAAGCAUAUUUAUUCGAGAGAGAGGUCCUUCUUUUCAAGAGUCUAUUGAAAGGAAGUUCAAAAUUCUUAAUCUUUUGGAUUUCACUAGCAAAAGGAAGCGAAUGUCUGUUAUUGUCCGGGAUGAGUAUGGACAGAUUCUCCUCCUGUGCAAAGGAGCUGACAGCAUCAUUUUUGACCGGUUAUCUAAAAGUGGAAGAAUGUUUGAGGAAGCUACCACAAAGCAUCUGAAUGAGUAUGGGGAAGUUGGGUUGCGUACACUGGCACUUGCUUACAGGAAGCUUGAAGAGGCUGAGUAUUCUGCUUGGAACGAAGAGUUCCAUAAAGCAAAAACUUCCAUUAGUGCUGAUAGGGAAGCAAUGCUGGAACGAGUAUCUGAUCUGAUGGAAAGGGAUUUGAUGCUUGUGGGUGCAACUGCUGUGGAGGACAAACUGCAAAAGGGGGUGCCUCAGUGCAUAGAUAAACUGGCACAAGCUGGUCUCAAGAUUUGGGUUCUGACAGGUGAUAAGAUGGAAACUGCAAUUAACAUAGGUUAUGCAUGUAGUCUGCUCCGACAGGGCAUGAAGCAGAUCUGUAUAACAACAAUGAAUUCAGACAUGUUAGGCCAAGAUUCCAAAGAGGCUGUGAAGGAGAACAUUUUGAUGCAAAUCACCAAUGCCUCACAAAUGGUCAAGCUCGAAAAGGAUCCUCAUGCUGCAUUUGCCAUAAUUAUUGAUGGGAAGACUCUCACUUAUGCUUUAGAGGAUGACAUGAAGAAUCAAUUCUUGAAAUUAGCAGUGGAUUGUGCAUCCGUCAUAUGUUGUCGUGUGUCUCCUAUGCAAAAAGCCUUGAUUACAAGAUUGGUUAAAGAAGGAACUGGGAAGACCACCUUAGCUAUCGGUGAUGGUGCAAAUGAUGUUGGUAUGAUUCAAGAAGCAGACAUUGGUGUUGGCAUCAGUGGGGCAGAAGGAAUGCAGGUUGGUAAUAUAUCUGACAGUCUCCUCUUUUUUCAUGACAAGGCUGUGAAGGUGUUCGGAUAA
Molecule: messenger RNA, 2987 nt
Organism: Ilex paraguariensis (yerba mate)
Lineage: Eukaryota; Viridiplantae; Streptophyta; Magnoliopsida; Aquifoliales; Aquifoliaceae
Source: the annotation of a GenBank genome assembly